CAUGCAACGUUACUGUCACUUUUAGAAGCCAAAGCCAAAGCCAGCGGGGCUUCUCAAUUAGUUGUAAAGGACUUGCAGGAGGAAUUUGUUAAAGAUUACGUAUUUCCUUGCCUGCGUGCUGGUGCCAUUUAUGAAAGGAAGUAUUUGCUUGGGACCUCAAUGACCCGUCCUGUAAUUGCAAAGGCCAUGGUGGAUGUUGCCAAAGAAGUUGGAGCUGAUGCUGUUGCCCAUGGGUGUACAGGGAAAGGAAAUGAUCAGGUUCGAUUUGAGCUCACUUUCUUUGCGCUGAACCCGAAGCUAAACAUUGUGGCUCCAUGGAGGGAGUGGGAUAUUACAGGGAGAGAAGAUGCCAUUGAGUAUGCUAAAAAGCACAAUGUUCCUGUUCCACUGACAAAGAAAUCCAUAUAUAGCAGGGAUAGGAACCUAUGGCAUCUUAGCCACGAGGGUGAUAUUUUGGAAGACACGGCUAAUGAGCCCCAAAAGGAUAUGUACAUGAUAUCUGUAGACCCAGAGGAUGCUCCAGAUCAACCUGAGUAUUUGGAAAUUGGUAUAGAGUCGGGACUUCCUGUUUCACUCAAUGGGAAGACGCUUUCACCAGCAACUUUACUCACUGAGCUCAAUGAGAUAGGUGGAAGGCAUGGAAUUGGCUGUAUUGACAUGGUUGAGAAUCGGCUUGUAGGCAUGAAGAGCCGCGGAGUUUAUGAAACUCCUGGUGGAACUAUCCUUUUCGCUGCCGCACGGGAGUUGGAGUUUUUGACACUUGACCGAGAAACAAUACAGGUCAAAGAUUCAUUAGCCCUUAAGUAUGCAGAGUUGGUGUAUGCUGGAAGAUGGUUUGAUCCACUCCGUGAGUCCAUGGACGCCUUUAUGCAGAAGAUUACAGAGACCACAACAGGCUCUGUGACUUUGAAAUUGUACAAAGGGUCUGUUACUGUAACAGGUAGGAAGAGUCCCUUCAGCCUUUAUAGGCAAGAUAUCUCAUCAUUCGAGGACAGCGAUGUAUAUGAUCAAGCUGAUGCUGCUGGUUUUAUCCGACUUUACGGCCUUCCAAUGAGAGUCAGAGCAAUGCUUGAGCAGGGCAUUUAAUUUAAGUAUUGAUCUCAUUCCAAAGCAUGUAUUUGAUUGCAAUAAGACGACAUGCUUUGUUUCGCUAGAAGACAUGAUUGUCUUUUCUCUGUUAUUUCCGAUUUGGUUGUUUAGGAACUGGAUUGUAAUGAUAGAGUAGUUUCAGUUGUUUGUGGACCGAUCACGGAAUGUUGGAAUGUUAUCAGUUAAUUAAAUGUUGUAACAUUCAAUAAAUAUUGUUGAGCUUUAUAUAAUGUUCUAAGUCUCACAACUCGGCGAGAUUUACAAUUCUACAAGAGGUAAUCCUAUAUCGUCAAAGACAAACAAAUUCAAUCGAAGGCGGUAUUUUGUC
Messenger RNA from Lathyrus oleraceus (garden pea), 1417 nucleotides. Its product is annotated as argininosuccinate synthase, chloroplastic. The record is from RefSeq and is a predicted model, not a curated record. Gene Ontology annotation, cellular component: cytoplasm. Gene Ontology annotation, molecular function: ATP binding; argininosuccinate synthase activity. Lineage: Eukaryota; Viridiplantae; Streptophyta; Magnoliopsida; Fabales; Fabaceae. The annotation marks the transcript as partial. The transcript has 6 exons. Gene Ontology annotation, biological process: urea cycle; L-arginine biosynthetic process.